Molecule: messenger RNA, 1079 nt
Organism: Sinocyclocheilus rhinocerous
Lineage: Eukaryota; Metazoa; Chordata; Actinopteri; Cypriniformes; Cyprinidae
Product: aldehyde dehydrogenase family 9 member A1-A-like
Exons: 5
Molecular function (GO): oxidoreductase activity, acting on the aldehyde or oxo group of donors, NAD or NADP as acceptor
Source: RefSeq, a predicted model, not a curated record
AGGACCAAGGCCAUCCCUGUUGGGGAUCCCAUGUGUGAAGAGACACGCAUGGGUGCCCUCAUCAGUAAACCCCACAUGGAAAAAGUGCUGGGCUUCAUCAAGCAAGCAAAAGAGCAGGGUGCAAAGGUUUUAUGUGGGGGAGAACGAUUUGUUCCCAGUGAUCCCAAACUGAAAGAUGGUUACUUUGUGUCCCCAUGUGUGCUGGACAACUGCAGGGAUGAUAUGACCUGUGUGAAGGAGGAGAUCUUUGGCCCCGUGAUGUCUGUUCUGCCUUUUGACACGGAGGACGAAGUUCUUCAAAGAGCCAACAACACAACCUUUGGAUUGGCAUCUGGAGUCUUCACCAGGGAUAUAGCUCGUGCCCACAGAGUUGCUGAAAACCUUCAGGCAGGAACGUGCUACAUCAACAACUACAAUGUUGGCCCUGUGGAAGUUCCUUUUGGGGGCUACAAGAUGUCAGGGUUUGGAAGGGAGAAUGGACAAGUGACCACAGAGUACUACUCUCAGCUCAAGACUGUUGUGGUGGAAAUGGGAGAUGUGGAAAGCCUUUUUUAGGCUAUUGUGAGGUUAACCACCAGCAUUCCUGACAGCAAUGUGGUUUCCAAAGUUCUUAUGAGCUAUAUGAAGUUUGCCAUGUAACAUCUUAAAAAUGCAUUUUAUAACUAACAGUCCCUUACUUGAAAUGUAGCCAAAAGCUACACUGUUGUUGUUUUGAUUGUCCAUAUGUCUGUCUCAGACUUCCAGAUUGUGUUGGUAUGAUAUUACUAACAUGUAAGAACACUAGAACAGGCUUAACUGUUUCAGUUCUGUGAAAUGUUUGACAAACAGAAUUUUUUUCACAAUUUUCAAAAUGCUAAUAGUUCAAAAUACUCAUUAGCUCAUUAAAAGCAAGUGCCUUCUGGUAUGUUUCUACUGUAGUUAUAUUUCACAAAUGUAUUGUAGUCGCCUGGUGUUAGAUUUGUUUGUUUUUCCUCACUAUAUCUCUACCACUCAACGCCAUGAAGAAUUUGUAUUCGACUGGUGGUUGACAAGUUUGUAGUAUUUCAAAUAAAAGUACCCUGGAUUUCAAGAGCAAAAAA